Molecule: messenger RNA, 1860 nt
Organism: Leptidea sinapis
Lineage: Eukaryota; Metazoa; Arthropoda; Insecta; Lepidoptera; Pieridae
Product: RNA-binding protein cabeza-like
Exons: 7
Coding region: 199-1572 (457 amino acids)
Biological process (GO): regulation of DNA-templated transcription
Cellular component (GO): nucleus
Molecular function (GO): RNA binding; transcription coregulator activity
Source: RefSeq, a predicted model, not a curated record
GGUCCCGCAAUCCGCCAUUUUGAAAGUAGUUUCGUGUCCGGUUAAGCGUCGUUUGGUAAAGGCCGGUUUUAUUAACUAAUUAAUUAUUAUGUCCUUAAAUAUAUAAAUUAACACAAACUAAUUAAUGCCAUGUUGUGUAGUUAAAAAUAUAUAUUGAACUUUAAAUUAUAUAUCUGUGAUCUACAAAGGAAGUAAGCAAUGGGUGAUCAAUACGGCAAUAGCUCAUACACUGGGCAAUUUUCGAUGCCUCCGCCAUCUCUUGGAUCUGGUUCAGCAGACGGCACAUACAACGCCCCACAGGCUGCUGGCUAUAAUCAAGCUGGUUAUGGAGGUCAAAAUGCCAGUGAAAGCUGGAAUCAACAAAGUUCUGGUGGAGGCGGUAGUGCAGGAUAUAACACCCAAGAUAGCUAUGGACAAAAUUAUGGCUCAUCUUACAACAGUGGUGGAAACUUUGACCGCAAUGGCAGUAAUUACAAUGCCAAUAGUGAACGUAGUGGAGGUAACAAUUACUCCAGCAACAAUGACCGUGGCGGUAAUUUUGGCAACAACGAUAGAAGUGGUGGAGGCAAUUACGGAAAUAGUGAAAGGCGAGGCGGAGGAUAUGGAGGCGGAAACGAUCGCAGUGGGGGCUCAAGCUAUGGGGGUGAUAGAGGAAGCAACUUCUCUGGUGGUGACAGGAGUGGAUAUGGUGGUGGAGACCGUCCCAGUUACAACCGAGAUGGAGGAAAUAGAGAUGGAAACUUUGGUGGCGGCGGCAGGGGGGGUGGUUAUAAUAAAGGACCUGGAGGCGGAGGUGGCUAUGGAGGGGACCGGGGUGGAGGUGACAUGGUAACUCAAGAAGAUACUGUCUUCAUUCAAGGCAUGAAUCCGGAUACAACUGAAGAUGAAUUAUGUCAACACUUUGGCGCUAUUGGUAUAAUUAAGACUGAUAAGAAGACUCAGCGCCCUAAAGUAUGGAUGUACAAAGACAAGGCCACCGGUCAGCCGAAAGGGGAGGCUACUGUCACAUAUGAAGAUUCAAAUGCCGCUUCCUCGGCUAUCCAAUGGUUUGAUGGAAAAGAUUUCAACGGGGCAACAAUUAAAGUGUCUCUGGCCCAGAGACAGAAUACUUGGGCCGGGGGAAAAGGAGCCGGGGGAGGCGGCGGCUUCCGGGGCGGACGCGGCGCAGGAGGAGGAGGCGGCGGGGGCGGAGGACCCCGCGGGGGCGGCGGCGGGAGGCAGGGGCCGCCCUCCGGCAACCGGGAAGGGGACUGGAGGUGUCCCAACCCGAGCUGCGGCAACACGAACUUCUCGUGGAGAAAGAACUGUAACAGAUGCAAUGAAGAUAAGCCGGGCGGUAGCGACGACGGUUCGUCGUCGGGUGGCGGCGGCGGCGGAGGACGCGGCGGGCGCGGCGGCGGUCGGGGGGGAGGCGGCGGCCGGGGGGGCGGCGGCGGCUGGGGCGGCCGACCCGAGCGCGGCUCGGACCGGCCCGAGCGCGGCGGAGACCGGCGCGGGCCCGGCGACCGGGGCUCCAGCGGGGGCGCCAUGAGGGGCGACGGAGGAGGCAGAGACAGACAGCGACCAUAUUGAGGAGUUACAUAUGUCUUAUAAACUACAUUCUAAUUAAAAUAAGUCAUUAUAAAUCAUUAAGUAGUGUUAAUUAAAUAGUGUUGACUGUAAUUAUUAUUUAGUGCGGUUCUUUUCAACACUAAUUGUAAUUAUAAGUGCCCACAAAAAGCAUAAUUAAGACUUACAUAGAAAUUGUUUUAUUUUCUAACAUUUUACUUGAGAGUAAAAAUUUCAUAUACAGCUAUGAAAAAUUUUAUGUCUUUUAGCUGUAAGUAUGACUUUCGUAUCGAAAUAAACGUCGUAUUUAAA